GAGGAAAGCUAUAUGUAUCCAAUGGGACGGCAACAGAGGUGAACGCUACUCCUAACAUUUUUAAUCCGGUUCUCUGCGCCCGCGCAUCACUCGUCAACUCGCAACCGCCGCCCGCGCAAGUGCCCGUUACAUUGGGAUUGCAAUUAUUAUUAACAGAAUUAAUUAUUGGUAAUCAAUAUGUACAAGUCACUGGUUCUUUUGUGUGUUUUAUACUGUGUAGUUAUUGAGGCCCGUCCAAAAUGGCAGUUCCUACCGCCCGUACCCGGUUACGUCCCAGUCUACAUCAGAACCGGGGACACACCCCUAGAAGAAAUUAACCCAGAGUUAGCUGAGGCGUUCCACGCCCUACCCGCCGGCAGGAGUGUCGGCAAACAUGUAGAAGCCUCCCCAGAAAUUCCAGAACAACCUCAAGGAGACCAGCCCCAACCAGAGGUCCCCCAACCGUCUGAAGACAUCGUAGACCAUCGCCCUUACGAAAAGAAAGCUCUAGAAAAGAAAAAAAAAGCAACCGAAAUCACUAAACCAAUCGAACGUAGAUAAAAUGUGAUCAUCGUCUCUAAAUUAUUUUGUGUACUUAUUAUUAAGAUAACUUUUAAGCUCAUUAUGUGUAGAAGUUACACUUCUUGAAAACAACGAAUAAAUACUCAAGUUUUUUUCAAAAAACAGCUUGCCAUUCGCUUUACUAAUUUCUACC
Molecule: messenger RNA, 694 nt
Organism: Diatraea saccharalis (sugarcane borer)
Lineage: Eukaryota; Metazoa; Arthropoda; Insecta; Lepidoptera; Crambidae
Source: the annotation of a GenBank genome assembly